AUGAAUAAACUCUUGUUCUCAGUUUUAUUGGUACUGGUUGGUAUAUGGUUAACAACAGUUGGUUUCACUGAUUCUGUUCAAUGUACGUCAGACCCUGUUAUAAUACACGGUGUAUUGGACUCUGAAAUAACAUCCAGAGAAGUUGGGGAAAUGCAUAAUUUUACAUGUGGAGGUACACAAGAAGAUACAGGAACUGUGACAUGUAAUUACACUGGAGAUUGGACGGCAAGUUUGUCAUGUGAAGCUGCCUUAUUAGUUGAGACACAUUCUGAAAUAGGUCACUUGAAUGAAGAUCACAAAGCGUGA
Messenger RNA from Lottia gigantea (owl limpet), 306 nucleotides. RefSeq lists its product as hypothetical. The coding region runs from base 1 to 306 and encodes 101 amino acids. The transcript has 3 exons. The record is from RefSeq and is a predicted model, not a curated record. NCBI's taxonomy places the organism in Eukaryota, Metazoa, Mollusca, Gastropoda, Lottiidae.